Messenger RNA from Durusdinium trenchii, 1778 nucleotides. The record is from the annotation of a GenBank genome assembly. NCBI's taxonomy places the organism in Eukaryota, Dinophyceae, Suessiales, Symbiodiniaceae.
GAUGCAGCAUUUUCAAGAGAGGCCGCUAGUUGUGCGCGAUGGGACAUAAUAUUGACGCUUGUAUCCCCGAGAAAUUCAGUUGCAUGUGUUUCAUGUGGAAAGACUUUCUGCUUCUUUCAUUGAUCAUUCGGACAUAUGUAUGUCUUCUGGAACGACUGAUGAUGUCCACCGCGAAGAUUUCAUGAUUUGAAGGCAGCAGUUGCAGCAGAGCCUCCAGCAAGUGCAGCAACAGCUUCAGCAAUUGCAGCAACAGGUAAGCCAAGGCAAGCUAGCGCAUUUGCAUGUCAAGACUGAAACGACUGAAGCACACUCCAAGUAUAGCUCCAAUGGCAGAUGGCUUGUAACAUGGCAGCUGUGUUCAAUAAAUGGCUCACCGACUUUGUAAGAAUUGAAUUCAAGCGCCAUGGACCACUUCAAGGUCACAUUACCACCAGUUUGGUGGCUGCGUUUAGACAACCGACUGGUUCAAACUCUUGCGUUCAGCACUGCCCCCGUCCCCCCACAAAGAGGUUUCUGCCACAGACAUUGCUUUGCAGGUUGUGUUGAGACGACAUGAAUCCUAUCCAAAGCAGUGUAAGUCUAAGACUAAGAUGCCAACAACACCGAAGCAGGGGUGCUUGGUGGCAGGAAAGAAGCCCGAAACGCCGCUUCAUUCGCAGCGCUCCUUGUUAGAGCAGCUCCGGGCUGAACUGGCUGCGGAGCGGCGGCACAUGCAGGAGCAACAGCGACUGCAAAUGGAGCAGGAGCAGCAGAAACAAGUUCAGCAACAGCAUUUGCUUGAGCAACUCAGUCGACAGAUGCUUCAGACUCCGCAGGAUCAGCCACACUUGUCCUCGGAGGUUCAGAGGAUGCUUUCGGAGCUCAGGACCAGUGGCGAGGCCACCAUAGCAGAACUCCGCAUUGCCUUGGAUGAGCUACGCCAAAGCAAGCAGCGAUUGGAUCGACAGGCCUCCAUGCCUGCCAUGCCCUUUCCGGAGCAGGCCUCCAUGCCGAUGCCUUCUGCGAUGGAGCAGGAGACCACUUCGUUGCCAAGGGCCUUCCGCAAGCAGAGCCCGUUGUGGGAGGAGCCAAUCCAUGCACCACCAAGCCUGCUGAGGAGUCCUCCGGCAGCUCCCCCAGACAUCUUUGGUGUCACGAUUGCCGGCUCUAAGUCCGAACCAGCUUGUCCACAUUGUGGACAAGUCUACCUUCCAAACGCGUUCUUUUGCCGAAGCUGCCAGAUGAAGCGUCACCUUCCUGAGGUGUUACAUCGGCUACCGCCUGGGCGAAGGCGCGGGCAGCCAGUCCAGCCCCUACAGGUCCCUCGGUCGGUGAUCUUCGACAAGGAGCUGGCACGGUGGGACUCCAGGGCCGAGCAGCUAGAAGCUCGCUUCCGGCGGCUGCGUGACGCACGACGCUAGGAGCUGCGACUGACCAAUGAAAUGGCGACGUGUAGGGUUGAGACCACAUCCAGACUUGAUGCAUCUAAGUCAGCCAGUUGUCCUGUUGAGAGUAAUCUUCAACGCAGACUCGCAGACCUUAAUUGGUGGUCUCAGGAUUUUGCAGAUGCUUACAGACUCUCUCCCUUGUUGCCGGGGGCUAUGUUUUGAUUGGACAUUUGUACCCUUUGACUGUCCUUCAAGGUCCUGAAUUAGCCACGACAGCAAAGGAGAGAUUGCAGUCAACUGCAACUAAUGAAUCUUGGCCAAUGCAACUCCCAGGUGGCUUAAAUUAGAGCAACCUGCCAGAAGAAAAAUGUUACGCAUCAAUUCCACAGCUUGCCCAGAACGAAGUUGUGU